This is a messenger RNA of Ceutorhynchus assimilis (cabbage seed weevil), 1649 nucleotides long. The record is from the annotation of a GenBank genome assembly. NCBI's taxonomy places the organism in Eukaryota, Metazoa, Arthropoda, Insecta, Coleoptera, Curculionidae.
CCUGAACUUAAAGUCCUUUUGACAACCCCAUCAAAAUCCUAUUUUCUGUCUUAUGAUGGCGCCCCUAUGCUCAAAUUUGUGAGUGUUCGGAAAAAUACCAAAAGGCGUUAUAAAUCACUAGUACAGAACUGCCAAUUAAAUUAUACCGAACACGAGAAAAUUACCAUGUUGCAAAAUCAAAUGUUGAAUAUAAAACCAAAGCAAGGCAAGGGAAGUGAAGCUGAAAUAGACAACAUGGCAGAGGCAUUCUCUUCAAAGUUGGAAAUAACCGAUAUUUCAAACGAAAAGCCAUUGAAAAUGUUGAAAAUUAUCGGUUAUUCGCAGAUAAUGAUUUGGAUAUAAUAGUUGAUGGACCUGAUAUCAGUGUCAGAUGUCCCUUCGGACGGAUCAGUUUGGCUAAACUACUUAAAACGGCUAAAGUGUAUCCAUCGUUGCCAAACGACCACCAUUUGGAUGUUGAUGGCUCACAGGUUUCUAGAACCAAUGAAAAGGAAACACCAAAAAAAAAGCGCAAAGAAUGAAGACCUAAGGGAACCGGUACGGUCCUAUACUCCUUAGCAACCAACGGUGGAUUCUGGAAAACUGCCAAGGUGAUUUGUCAAUCUUGGCCAGUAGUCUGAAGGCUUCUUUCGCAUCGUUAGAUUCUACCAUCUUAUACAGAAGAACCAAAACUUUCAACGAUCUGCGGCAUGAGUCAACUUAUCUUGAUAUAAGGGUUAUCAGGCACAAAUAGUAUUAUGUCCAAAAAUUGUAUUAUUAAUCUUAGACUUACAUAAGUUUUUUUUUCAGUUAGUUUUAAGAAUAAGGACUUUUUUAAGAAUAGUGUUUUAGUUUUUUUAGAAUGCUUUGGCGUUGCAUUUAAGUUCGAAUUCCUUCUAGCUAUAAAACCAAAGAACUGUAGAUACUGUUCUACUCUCAAGUUGAAACUAUAUGCAUAUUCCUUUUUCCGCCUAAUGUUUUGAUUAGUUUGUCAAGUUAUGUACGGGAAUUAUCUCAAUUAUCUGGUACAAAUAGUGCUUCAAUUUAAGGUAAACUACGCAUUCCUUCUUUGGUCUAAUGUUUGGGUUAGUUUGUUAACUUAGGUGUGUAAAAGAAUUAUCAGGCAAAAAUAAUAUCACUCUUAGAUAUAUUCGCUUAGUUACUCGGUUCGCUCAUAUUUUUUUUUUUUUAACUUCGAGAAUAAUGUUUCUGUUUUUUUUAAUGCCUUUGCGUGAAUAAUUACUUUUAUUUCACUUUAAAAAUAAUGUCAUCAUUUACAGUGAAAUAGGCCGAAUUGGAGCCAAACGUUUCUGAUUCAUUUUCAAAAUUUGGUCACUACCGGCCCCUUUUGCGAGUUUUUUUAUUGACUUUCACCCGUCAACAUAUGUACAAGAAUUAUCAGACUGACUAACCCAAACUCAACUUUAUGCACAUAUAAUGUGACAGCUCUUCAUUGGUCUUCGAAAUGAAUGUAGGUACUUACUGCAUUGCCGUGGGCUGGUGUUUAUCCAAUCUCACGCCUUGUUAUAUUGAAUUGUCCUUCCUGUUUAGUUUUGUUUAAUUGAUUCCAAGAAUAAUUUUUUUUUAACUUGUUAGAAUAUAUAUCUGUUUUUUUUUUAAAUACUUUUAUUGUGAAUAAUGAAUUUUAUUUCGUUUCAAUAAUAAAGUUU